Molecule: messenger RNA, 1870 nt
Organism: Xyrauchen texanus (razorback sucker)
Lineage: Eukaryota; Metazoa; Chordata; Actinopteri; Cypriniformes; Catostomidae
Exons: 12
Coding region: 1-1725 (574 amino acids)
Source: RefSeq, a predicted model, not a curated record
AUGGCCACAGACUACUCCAAACAGAUCAAUAACCUUUGUCACUCAACAGAGACUCAGGAGAAAGGGGAGGUAUCAACCUGCACCUCCUUGACCUUCCAAACAGGAAAACUGAAAGCACUGGAUAAGUCAAAGGACAUCCCUACUGUGCUGACAACACUGUCCAGGAGGGAAAAGCCCCAGUGCAGCAUGAAUGUUAUCAUCCCCCACCUACUGUCUGUAGCGCUGGUGGGUGAAGUGCAGGGAGCCCAGCAACAUGCCAAACAAUAUAGUAUCUUUGAAAUGGCUGCUCAGCAAGACAGAGGGAGAGCAGAUGAUGCUAUUUUCCUUGCAGACAUGUUCCUUGCUCAAACCAAAGCAAAGGAAGCGAAGGACAAAUCAACAUCUGCUAAAGUUGUUUCUGUGGUUGGCAGUGAGGACGCUACACCUUUUGAGUCAUCUGAGGAGGUUCCCACAGUUACCCAAUCAAACUGCUCUCAACACUUAUUCGACAUUGAGAUGCAGAAACUGCAGGAUAUUCUGACCUCAGCAGAUGUUAAAGGCACCAACAAGUCCCCUUCAACAUCCACAUCAUGGUGCUUGCGCCAAUCUGUAGCCCAAGAUGAGUGGCGGAAAGCAAGGUCCUAUCACAUCAACUGCUUGCUGUCCUGCAAUGUGGCUCCAGAAAAGAAUUGCAGCCACUGCACAUCUCCUGCCGUCAUUCGCUGCAGAGACUGCAUGCCCCAAGAGUGGCUGUGCAUGGAUUGUGACACACACAUACACAAAAAACUCACCCUCCAUAACAGGGAGUCCUGCAUUGAGGGAAUUUACAAGCCCAUUGAGCCAACAGUGUGCUGUGUAAAAAAAGAUGGCAAAUAUACACUGGUCAAUCAAGUAUGUUUAUUACCUACAGUGAGACCUGUCCAGUUAUGCACUUGCGACCCUUCAAACUUCACAGAAUCAGCUGGCAGAGCAAUCAUUUUGGUUUGCAUAAAUGGUCGGUAUGACUUGCACUUGCCAAACUUGCUGUGCAGAUUAUGUCUGGCUCAUUGGACACCUGACAUGAGCGACCUAAUAAGAAGUGGGUACUGGCCAGCAUCUGUGAAUGCUGACACGCUGUUUUCAGUCGAUGUCUUCAGCACAUUUGAAGAAAUGAAAACUGUUGCACCAGGAUUAUCAAGACAAGGUUUUUUGCGGAUGUUGGAGAGGAGGACUUGUCUCUUUGGAAGGGCUGGGAAAAUACAUGGAGACGUAUUUCAAAGAAGCUUCAUGGAAUACACAUUCUGCCAGUACCAGUGUGAAGAAAUGGCCAGUGUAGAGCACUUCACCUGCCCGGCAUGUACACCCAACAUGCUCGCUCUUUGUGCAGAUGGCAACAGAAAAGUGUACCGAUUUCGGCAGUCAAAAGGGUCAGAGGAACCCUAUUUUGAUGGCACCUUCAUUGCCAAGGACACUGAUGUACACCAUUUUGUUGAUGAGAUCAGGAGUAAAAUGAAAAGUACUGCCGGCAAAGGGAUCUGUGGAGCCAGUCAGUGGUCUGCUGCACGUGAAACAGCCAGAAAAGCAAGCAGACUGGAUGAAGAGGGCCUUGAGGUGGUUGUUUGCAGACACGGAGUGCUACUCAAGGCUCUUAACAUGUACAGGGGAAAUAUUUGCUUAUCCGCUGUACCUGCAGAAGGAGCUCCAAGCAGCCACAAACGGGCAGUUCUAUUGCACAGAUAUUGCUUGCAAGUAUUGGCCUUAUCUUGAGAAGUUGGCAGUCUCCAUGUUGGAACUCAGACCUUUACUGCAGAUGAGACCAUUCCUUUCUGUCAUGCAUGCCAAGGCUCAUUCAACCAAGUGUGAGAUAAUCUGGAGUGGCAAAAAUCAGGAAGGUGCUGGCACAACUGCAGGG